Messenger RNA from Aphanomyces invadans, 2395 nucleotides. RefSeq lists its product as hypothetical. The transcript has 9 exons. NCBI's taxonomy places the organism in Eukaryota, Oomycota, Saprolegniomycetes, Saprolegniales, Verrucalvaceae. Gene Ontology annotation, molecular function: protein binding. The record is from RefSeq and is a predicted model, not a curated record. Bases 11 to 1402 code for a protein of 463 amino acids.
AUCACCUACAAUGGCGACAGCAGCGGUUGAGCUGGAGCGGCGGCGCGACCGCAAGGCCAUCUUGGAGAAGACCAAACAAGACGUGUGGACCAUCUGGUACGCCACCGAGAACGGCAAGGUCGACCGGGUGCGUUCGUUGCUUGAGAAGAAGCCAUCUAUCCUCAACGUUCAGGAGACAAGAAUGAAGUGGACGCCUCUGCAUUUCGCAGCUCGGUUUGCACAAGAAGCCGUGAUGCGAGUGUUGUUGGAGCAGCGAGCGAACCCGGAUAUCGUGGACAAGGACGGCAACACGGCGCUGCACCUGUGCGCUGGGUGGGGCUCCCGGCAUUGCUGCGUCUUGCUGCUCGAAGGCGGUGCGGACUCACAGUGCCUCAAUGAUGAAGGCUUAACAGCCCUCGAAAUGGCGUGUAAAAUGAACCACGCUGAUAUUGCGCAGGUGCUACGGUCAUGGGUCCCAGUCGAGCCAACGAUGGCCCAGCGACAGGAGAAGAAGCGGCGCAUUGAAGCAUACAUCUGCCCCGACGAUGCAGCGAUCAAGCGCGAGCCUGAGCUCGUAUAUUUGGAACUACGAGCGCUUCAGUCCAAAGAGACCACUCUUGGCCCAACGCAUCCUGGGAUUAUCGGAACACUCAUCAAGCUCGCCAACCUCUUCAAGUCCCUCGAUCGACCGGCGGACACAAUUCAAUCGUUGCGUCGGGCGCUGUCCAUCAACAUCUUCAACUUUGGAGAGCUUCACGUGGACACGGCGAUCUUGCGCAGCAACUUGGCCGCCGCGCUCUUUACAUCUCGCCAUGUCGACCCUGGGUAUGUCGAAGAAGGCGUUGUGUUGCUGCAGACCGCUCUCCACGUGUUGUCCGAUUCGCCAGAGACAAAGUACUCGAUGGAACGUACAACGUGUCUGGAAAACCUGUGCAUAUGUCUGCAGUACUCGUCGCAGCAUGCGCUGGCUCAUGGACACAUGACGGAAUUGCUCAAGGUCUUUGGGGCCACGUACGGCACCGACCACGAAAAGGUGCUGGGGCUUCACCUGGCGCUCGCGACAAAGUACAUCGCCGAGGUAGGACGAACCGAAUUUCCUGCGAAAUCGAGACAUGUGGGGAAGAGGAGAUUCGACGAAGGCGAAUCGGUCUUUCGCCAGUGCGCGGACGUUGCGAUGAAGAAGCACGGCCGCGUGCAUCGCACUGUCUCGCAUUGCCUCGACUGUCUUGGCCGCGCCUACUUUGUCCGGGGCCACUUUCAACAAGCGGAGAAAACGUUCCUCGAGUCGCUUCAGAUCCUCCUUGUGCUGUACGACGCUUCUCAUGUCGAUAUCAUUCGUGGCCACAACAACUUGGCCAUGGUCACCAUCGCCAUGCAAAGUCCGGACGUUGUGGUCGAGAGACUCAACUGCGCUGCACUGUAGCAACUAUGUCCCGCCGUUCGUGUCAUCGUCGCAUAUUUGCACGUGAACAAUCUGGGGCGACACAGCUCCCCACACACACAACAUCGCUCGAGCGAGCCAGAGAAAAUCCUUGCUUCACCCGGUACACAGCUAAAAACAAAGCCACCGCUUCCCCAGCGGGGGAAGAAUGUUGUCUCCAUGUCUCUAUUCCUUACGCGCGCGGCGCACCAGCGCUGGAUCUCCUUUGACGCGACCAUGAUGAACCCAUUGCCACUUUUGAUAUUCGUGUCGCACCCACCCAACGCUCAAAUCCAAGAACAUACAACCCAACUUGCUAUGAUACUGCGACGUGUGGUCUCUACAGGGUCGUCGUGCGAGGAUUGUCGAGGUGCAUGACCGCGUUCGGGUUCGGAUGGUAGCCCGAUUCGGGCAAAGCUUGGCCGCCGCGAGCCAUCGAUUGCUUGUCGCUGAGGGUGACCUUGGCCAGCGCUUCACCCGACAAGUUGUCGAUCACUUCGGACGAGUAGUUCUCGACCUUCAUGUCGAGCAAGCCAAGGUUGUCGUUUUCUUCUUCCGUGCGGACGUACGACUCGCACGUCAUGUCAGGGUCGUCCGCGGCCGACCCGCACGGCGAGUAGAUGAAGCUGUUGGCCAACGGAUCUUCGAUGAUCAAUGUGAACGGCGUGCCAUGCUUGAGCGCCUCCAACUUGUCCAGCCACGCGCGAAGCCCCGAGCGGCCACCGUCGCUAUCACCGACGGCGAACGGGUUACCCUUCGUGAUGUUCUCGGCAAUCUACCACGACUCCGUCAUCGUCGACAUGAUCGACCCACAAACCUUGUCAAGGAGCCCUUCGAUUGUCGUGUACAGUCCGCCCAGCGACCCGGCCACCAUUUCCAAUUCCACUUCGGGAAUAUGCACGCAGGCCGAGUCGGAUUUGAGUACGUCGCGGUCCAAGAACGAUUGGUCCUAAAUCGCCUUGAGCCGCGUCAAAUAUAGUAAGCGUCGACGCACCU